AUGCACCAGGCCCUGGAAACGACCACCUCUGAUUCAAUGACAGUGUUCUGGGAACAUCACAAAGUCAUGGACAAGGGAGAGUACAUUUUGGUUUUCCGAGCAGGUACUCCCCGUCCCACCCUCAUGCUACCCCGCACCGUGCAGCAAAGGGAGAAAGAGAGUUCUCGUGGCACCGCCGCCCCGCGCGCGCGACCACCGCCUCCAGCUUCCGGGCCUAGCAGCCCGGAGACCCACCACCACCCCUAUGCCAGGAAGCAUCAGGAUCCCGGUCCGCACCUGCUGUCCCGGAGUCCCCUGCUGCCCUCCCUGGUACCACCUGCUUCCGUGCGGCGCCUGCCUCGGCUGAGCCGCCCCGCCUACGAGGGUGCAGAGGAACUGCACGCACCGAGCUCGGAGCAAGAACUCCCCGAAGACGAGCACGCCCCAUCCGACAACGCGGCGACCCCCCCGGGCCUUGAUGACGUCAACUUCCCGCCGCUCGCGGCUGCGACAACCGCCCCACCCAAUCUGGACGAAGCGCCCAUUGUGAGCCGCGGCUACUACCCACUAUCUGACUCUGAGCACCCCCCUCCGGGUCCGUUACCCCCCGCCGUGACGCAGACACCUGGCCCAACUUCAGGAGACCCUACUCCCGCUGCCACACCCAUGGCACAAUCAGGCCUCGUGAGGCGCGACCGUUCGCGCUCAAGGUCCCCACUAAGAGGAGACACCAUGGCAGCCACCGCUGAGUCGAGCCACCCCCCGAGCCUUGACAACAAGCACCGCCGCUCUAAAACACACGACCUCAGCAGCGACAGUGACGCGCCUUCUACCGCCAAGUCCCAGAAGCUGGGUACACCCCCUUCGGGGAAAGGGCAUCCACCGCCGGGUGCCGGCGAGAAACGUUAA
Messenger RNA from Rhipicephalus sanguineus (brown dog tick), 888 nucleotides. RefSeq names its product basic proline-rich protein. The coding region runs from base 1 to 888 and encodes 295 amino acids. The record is from RefSeq and is a predicted model, not a curated record. The transcript has 3 exons. Lineage: Eukaryota; Metazoa; Arthropoda; Arachnida; Ixodida; Ixodidae.